Messenger RNA from Oppiella nova, 536 nucleotides. Lineage: Eukaryota; Metazoa; Arthropoda; Arachnida; Sarcoptiformes; Oppiidae. The record is from the annotation of a GenBank genome assembly.
ACCUGGUUUGUGGACAAUGUGUGCAAAUGUGCGCCCAAUUAUCAAUACAGUGCGUCCACCCAAUCGUGUGAUUCAAAAAAUUCUUAUUCAAACAUUACAUGUCAGCAAUUUGACCAUGUGAGUAUUUGUGUUGAAUACACAUGUCGGUGCAGUACUUACUACCUGGUUUUGAGCCCAAUCUACACAACGACGAGAAAUGUAUGAAAAUCAAUCCCAAGUGCGAUGUGGACAGUGACUGCAAUGAGUACCCUAACCACCGGUGCAUUCAUGGCAACUGCCGGUGCGAUGUCAACUACAAGCCCAACCCAAUCACCUCUGUUUGCGAGAUGUUUACGUGCACUGCAGACAAAGAGUGUCAAAUGUUUUACGAUAUGGACCGCCGGUGCGAUCAAACUAGUGGUAAAUGUGUAUGCGAUAGGGAUUCGUACGAAAACCAGAAAAACGGCCGAAAAUCUGAACCCAGGGGUACGGGUGCCAUGAAGCAUGGCUUCAGUAGAGACACAUCAAGCUUACCAAUAACCAAGGGCAUCACUUAA